UACAAGUAAUUGAAAUUUUAAAACGAUCAUUGCAGCUAACUAGCUCGGAUUUAAGGUUGUUGCGAGGUGUUAAUGCUGAUGGACAGUACCAAGCGAGUACAUUUCAAACGAAACUAUACGAGCUUUUGGGGAUGCAUCGAAAACCAGAUCCAUACUUUCUUCUUCCUUGGGAUGCAUCCCACUGGCUAGACCUAGCGAUCGUUGAGCUACGUGAAAACUCCUUGUCUUCCAAUUUUAUCAAGCUUAUCAUCAAACGCUCUAAUCGCUUGCACACAUUAUUUGGAAGUAGCCGAGGACAUGCUGAGUACAAGACGUAUUCCAAAAAUCAAGGAUUAAAAGCGCUCGAAACUGUGACAUAUGCAACCACGCGAUUUUCCAGUUCUGCUUUCGAUCAAUGGAAGAAAAUUUACAAUAGUUAUCCCGCUUUGGUUACGGCAUACAGUGCAAAUCGAGAAGAUAAAAAGGAUGAUUGUGACGAGACAAAAUACCAACUCAGAAGUCAAGAUUUUGCCAUAGAUCUAUGUGGAAUAAUUGAUGUGUUUCAGCCAGUUGUUUCGUUAAUGAUCAAAUGUCAGAGCUUAAACGUGCCUCCCUUGAAAAUUGUUGCUUGGUUUCCGAGAGUCAUUGAUAUCUUGAAGGAUAUCAGGACAGAAUUAAAGCGACUUAAGGACGGAGAUGUUGUAAAACCAGCUGAAAAGUUGUUGCCAAGACUUGCAAAACAUUGGCAAGAAUUAACAAAAGAAGAAAUUGAAGAAUGUUCGUUUCAAGGAAUACAAGUCUGCGAAGGAUGGCUCGUAGUCAAUGAGAGUGAGCAACUCGUCGAAGAACCGUCUACAGACAAGACUGGGAAACAACAUAAGAGAAAGACUUUUACUUGGGAGGCACGAUCACCAAAUGAUUGCCUAGAUGGUCUUUAUCAACUCACAGAAGAUAUUCCAAUGUGUCUGGCAUCUCGCUACAAAAACAUUAAGAUCGACAACAUCACUAAGUUAGAAGCUGUGUUUGACAUUGAGGGACUAACAAAGCUUCUUUGUCAUUUUUCUCACGCGAAUGUCAGCAGGACUGGAAGACAUCUUUGGGAUCUUCGCGGGAAAAUAGAGUUUGCCGAUUUUUUCAAGUAUGUUUGCCAUUUGCCUCAUGUCAUGCAGCUACUAGACGACCAACCAUUACUGAAACUGUUGCCACAUAACAGUGAUAGUGUCUUAGAGCAAUUUAAAGAAACUGUGCUUAGAAUGGUCUGGGAAGGUCUUGGUAAUUGUCGUUCGUAUAUGUUCAUCGAUGAAAAGGACCAACCAGUGACAGAAUUUGAAAAGGAGCAGCUAAUUUCCCUUAAAUGCAUUGAGGAUCCUGCACUAGAUUUGUGGUUUACUCUGAAAUUUUCUUCGGGAAAGGCAGUGAAAGCAAGGAUCAACGAAGAAUUUGUGUACACCAGCAUGUACACAAAUGAAGAUAUAAUAAGGUCAAUUGGUCAAGAAAUGUGCAUCGCACUUGACGUAGCUCUUUCCACAAGUGGUUGUGAGGCUAUAGUAGAAGGAUUUUAUAGUCUUAUGGGUACUCACAAGAAAACUGGAGGCCAAUCUAAUGAGGUUUUGGUUCAUAGAUUUAUAGUAGAUUGGUGCGUUCCCCAGCCCGUUUCAUGUCCUCGUACCAUGAGGGCCAUUGCAGAAAUUUAUACAAACGGUGAUGAAGACUAUAAGCUACCAAAGCAUCGGCUACCAUAUUUUAAAGAAGACAGAGCGUCAAAUUUUGAAGUGAGCAAAGUUGUGGAUAGAGUGAGGCAUGAGCCUCCUCGAUGUCCACAUGUUUUGCAUGAAAAUGAUUUUGGUGAACUAUGACGGAGUUGUACUCACUCAAGGAUUUAUAGUUUUAAAUGCGAUAUUUUAUCUUUUAGUUUUUACUUUAUCUGUAAACUGUAAAUGUACACUGUAAUUGUAAAUGCUUGUUGCCAUUGUAAACUAUUCAACAAACACGCAAGAGCUUAAA
Molecule: messenger RNA, 1983 nt
Organism: Xenia sp. Carnegie-2017
Lineage: Eukaryota; Metazoa; Cnidaria; Anthozoa; Malacalcyonacea; Xeniidae
Exons: 3
Coding region: 132-1835 (567 amino acids)
Source: RefSeq, a predicted model, not a curated record